Messenger RNA from Penicillium bovifimosum, 582 nucleotides. RefSeq names its product DNA-directed RNA polymerase III subunit RPC25. Gene Ontology annotation, cellular component: RNA polymerase III complex. The transcript is spliced from 7 exons. The record is from RefSeq and is a predicted model, not a curated record. Lineage: Eukaryota; Fungi; Ascomycota; Eurotiomycetes; Eurotiales; Aspergillaceae. Gene Ontology annotation, biological process: transcription initiation at RNA polymerase III promoter; DNA-templated transcription. Bases 1 to 582 code for a protein of 193 amino acids.
AUGUUCAUCCUAACCACCAUCUCAGAUUUGAUCCAAAUUUCACCUCAGGAUUUCUCGAAGUUCAGUGCUGUCGCCCUUGAAGACAACAUCAACGCAAAAUAUGCCAACAAGGUCAUCCAAAAAAUCGGCCUUUGCAUAAGCUUCUAUGACCUGCUCGAGUCUUCUGAUGGACUAAUCGGCCAUGGCACUGGCCUGGUCAAUGUCAAUGUUAAGUUCCGCAUGAUUGUAUUCCGGCCCUUCAAAGGCGAGAUCCUGCUGGGGAAGAUUUCCAGUGGCACAGAGCAUGGAAUCAAGAUUGGUCUCGAAUUCUUCAAUGAUAUUCUGAUCCCACCGCAGAUGCUCAUGGAGAAGUCUCGAUUCGACUAUGCCGAACAGGUAUGGAUCUGGGAGAGUGAAGGUGGCACAGAGUUCUUCUUCGAUGUAGGAGAAGUUGUCCGCUUCCGUGUCGAGUCCGAAGAAUGGCAUGAUCAGAUCCCCAAUGCACCAGAGCUUGGCGAUGAGACCCCGCAGGAGAGGCGGCCUCCUUAUUCCAUUCUCGGAUCAAUGCAGAUGGGAGGUACGGGACCCAUCACGUGGUGGUAG